Anthostomella pinea is the source of this 876-nucleotide messenger RNA. The record is from the annotation of a GenBank genome assembly. Lineage: Eukaryota; Fungi; Ascomycota; Sordariomycetes; Xylariales; Xylariaceae.
AUGGCCGACUACGCCGCCCUCAAGGUCCCGGACCUUAAGAAGCUUCUCCAAGAAAAGUCGCUUCAAGUGACCGGCAACAAAGCAGACCUCAUUGCGCGUCUGCAAGAACAUGACAAAGCCCAGGAACAGCCCAAGCCUGCCAAUGUCUCAGCCGAAGACGACCCCAUCGAUUAUUCGGACGACGACGAAGCCCCGGCUACGAGCGCUAAGGCUGGAGAACCCGCGAAACCAGCUGAGGAACCUGCAGCAGCCCCUGCCGAGGUGAAGGUGGCUGCACCCGCCGAGCCUGAGCCUGCCAAGGAAGACACCACCGAUGCGCCUGCCGAGGCGACAGACGUAGCAGCGAAAGUAGAUGGCGAGGCCACAGAGGCGAAAGCAGCACCCGAAGAGGCACCCAAGACAGACUUCUCGGCGCACCUGCCCGCGUCAAUCGCCGAUGAGGAGGCGCGCAAGCGGGCCGAGCGAGCCAAGCGCUUCGGCGUAGUCGAGGAGAACAACGAGGACAAGAAGAAGGCAGAGCGUGCCACGCGUUUCGGCGUCGACGAGUCCGCCACUGUGGUCAAGGGUCUAGACUCGGCGCUGCCCGAGAAGCGCGAACGGAAGCGCGGUCGCGAAGGUGCCAGCGGCAACGCAGAUGGCGAACGCGGCGCAAAGAGGCAUCAGAACGGCGGCAACGACGGUGGACGCAGAGGUCGUGGACGGCAAGGUGGAAAUGGUCGACAGGGAGGAGGCGGUCGCGACGGCGGUCGUGAUGGUGGUGGCCGUGGUCCGAGAAAGGAGGGUGGCAGACCUAAUCCCGGCAAGUCGGUCAUGUCUGACCCUGCCGAGAAGGCGAGGGCGGAGGCGAGGGCGAAGCGCUUCGGAGGUGGUGCUUAG